AUGGGAAACGAGAACAAUGAAAGUCUUGAUCUCUUAUCCGUCUUUCUAACUGGAAUCCCAGGAUUGGAGGCUCAUCAUGGCUUGCUUUCCAGCCCCUUCUUCACCAUGUACAUUGUGGCCAUUGUGGGCAACAGCCUGAUCAUGGUAGCAGUGCAGGCGGACCCUGCCCUACAUGAGCCAAUGUACCUGUUUCUUUCCAUGUUGGCUGUGACUGAGGUGGGUGUCUCUGUGUCUACACUGCCCACUGUCUUGGGCAUUCUUUGGUUUGAUGUCCGCCAGGUUGACUUUGAUGGCUGCCUGGCCCAGAUGUUCUUCAUUCAUACUUUCUCCUGCAUGGAGUCUGGGGUUCUGUUGGCAAUGAGUUACGACCGCUUUGUAGCCAUCUACAAUCCACUGCACUAUACAGUCAUCCUGACAAUACCACGUAUCAUCUACAUGUGUCUGGGCAUUACACUGAAGAGUGUGAUACUCAUGGCCCCACUUCCAAUUCUUUUGAGGCAACUGCCCUAUUGCCACACCAAUGUCCUCUCCCACUCUUAUUGCCUCCACUCAGAUCUUAUCCAACUUCCUUGUGCUGAUACUAAGCUCAAUAGUAUCCUGGGCUUGGCCAUUGUCCUGGCCACUUUUGGGCUGGACUCAUUGCUCAUUGUGGUCUCUUAUAUACUAAUUCUUUACACAGUGCUGGGCAUUGCUUCUAGGGAGGGACGGUGGAAGGCCCUCAACACGUGUGUGUCACAUAUUUGUGCAGUGCUUGUGUACUAUGUGCCUAUGAUUGGUGUGUCUGUAAUGCAUCGGGUUGCCAAGCAUGUCUCACCCCUGGUCCACACACUCAUGUCCAGUAUCUACCUCUUCGUGCCUCCUGUGCUCAACCCCAUCAUCUACAGUGUCAAGACCAAGCCAAUCAGACAGGGAAUUGCUACCUUGUUUUCCUGCAAAAGGGAAUUGCUUUGA
This is a messenger RNA of Pteropus alecto (black flying fox), 951 nucleotides long. RefSeq names its product olfactory receptor 51I2. NCBI's taxonomy places the organism in Eukaryota, Metazoa, Chordata, Mammalia, Chiroptera, Pteropodidae. Gene Ontology annotation, biological process: G protein-coupled receptor signaling pathway. The record is from RefSeq and is a predicted model, not a curated record. The coding region runs from base 1 to 951 and encodes 316 amino acids. Gene Ontology annotation, cellular component: membrane. The transcript has a single exon. Gene Ontology annotation, molecular function: G protein-coupled receptor activity; olfactory receptor activity.